Fusarium oxysporum Fo47 is the source of this 1223-nucleotide messenger RNA. Its product is annotated as histidine phosphatase superfamily. Gene Ontology annotation, cellular component: cytoplasm. The record is from RefSeq and is a predicted model, not a curated record. NCBI's taxonomy places the organism in Eukaryota, Fungi, Ascomycota, Sordariomycetes, Hypocreales, Nectriaceae. The transcript is spliced from 2 exons. Gene Ontology annotation, molecular function: phosphatase activity. Bases 140 to 1114 code for a protein of 324 amino acids.
AUGCGACCUCAUGCCUAAACCAAACCAAACCGACCACCUUCAAGCUUAACCCAACUCAAUCAAUACAUGCAACUACUAUAACUCGCGUACAUCAAUUUAGCGGGCCCCCUUACAUCGGACGUCACAUUCAUAUCAAAUCAUGUCCUCUAAAUGGACCUUCAAGGCCCAACCUGGCAUCUUUGUUGAACUCGCUGACAUUGCCCAUGAAUAUCCUGGAGAAAAAGUCACGACGCAACCAAACCUAGGCCUCAUCCCAGAUCAAAAAUAUCCUUCGGAUGAUCCAGAUGCCCCAGAUCAAAGGGACUGGGCUCGUCUCGCGGCAUAUGUGAGAUGGCUCAAUGAGAAUAGCUCCGACAAUGUCUCAUACAAAGUCUUGUACCUCACACGACAUGGCCUUGGGGUACACAAUAAGAUGCACGCCCAAGUAGGCUCCGAAGCGUGGAAUACAAGAGUGUCAUUCCAAAAUGGGGAUGGUAAAGAAACCUGGUUUGACGCCUUUCUCACCGAAGUCGGUGAAAAGCAAGCUCAAGAUCUCAACUCCUUCUGGACCGAUCUUAUCGAAAAGCAAGGCGCACCACAGCCCAGAAUCUUUUACACAAGUCCUCUAGCGAGAUGUCUUCAAACAACUGACAUCGUCUUCUCGCCACUCAUGGCCUCACAAUCACCGCCUCAGCAACCUAUCGUCAAAGAACUCCUCAGAGAGCGCAUCACUCGCCACACCUGCGACUACAGGAGGGAUCGCACCUGGAUAGCCGAAAACUACCCCGGCUAUAAGAUCGAAGAUGGGUUUGAGGAGGAGGACCAGUUUACCAACAGAGUUGAGCCAGAGACUGAUGAGGAGCAUAUUGUAAGGAAACAGAGGGCUUUGGAGGAUAUCUUCAAUGAGACAACGAAAGACGACGACUUUAUAUCGUUGACGGUUCAUUCGUACGCGAUUCGAGCGAUUCAGGCUGCCGUGGGAAGUGGUGUUUGUCGGACACGUGAAGGGACAAGUAUCGCGAUACUUGUCAGAGGCGAGAAGGACGGAGAGGUAGACGGUCCAGAGCUGGACAUGAAUGACUAUGUGUCAGCGGAUCCUGAGGGCGUGAGCUCAUUGAGAAGAUUCUCCAUGUGAUGGAUGUCGAAAACAGAUGGAGUAGAUACAUGAUAUACCGUUAGAUCAAAGACAUAAUGUAGCGACGAUGCGUUGUUAUCUUCCUAUCAAAUUGGCUAUACUUCUUUGA